AUGGCAAACUUCGCUGGUAAAUAUCACUAUCACCAUAACGAGAAUUUCGAAAAAUACAUGGAAACAAUUGCUGGAGCAGCUGGAGCUGACGCAGCCAAAAAGUUCCAUGAAUACAAACCAUACUUUGUAGUCACAGUCUCUGGUGAUUAUUAUACAUUUACUUUAUAUUUUGGUGAUAAAGAAAUCACCAAUUCUUUCUAUCUUGGAACGGAAUUUGACGAGAAAACUUUCUACUUUGAAACAUUCAAGACCGUUUGCAAGAAAUAUGAUAACAAACUCGUAUUUGUCAGCAAAUUUUCAAAUGGAAAUACAUCAACUCGUGAAUACGAAUUUACACAUGGCAAAGUUAAAGCUUACUAUUAUGAGGAGAAACAUGGAGUCACAGCAACUGUUUGGUUCGAACAUCACGCUUAA
Molecule: messenger RNA, 414 nt
Organism: Aphidius gifuensis
Lineage: Eukaryota; Metazoa; Arthropoda; Insecta; Hymenoptera; Braconidae
Product: fatty acid-binding protein, liver-like
Exons: 3
Coding region: 1-414 (137 amino acids)
Biological process (GO): fatty acid transport
Cellular component (GO): cytosol; nucleus
Molecular function (GO): fatty acid binding
Source: RefSeq, a predicted model, not a curated record